This is a messenger RNA of Chara braunii, 1445 nucleotides long. Lineage: Eukaryota; Viridiplantae; Streptophyta; Charophyceae; Charales; Characeae. The record is from the annotation of a GenBank genome assembly.
GGACACAGGUCCCCUCUUCGACGGGAGGUCUCCACCGACCACAUGGCAGUUCCGCCUUCGUGAGGCAUGGGCAAGGUGUGGGGGGAGGAGGGUUCGCAGGACAACCUUUGCACCAGGCCAUGAAUAAUGUCACUGGUGAACCUCGUCCCAAUGUUGUCACGGACGGUCCAGGUCUGUCAUCACCAGUCACGCCAGUGCACAAGUUGAGAAUCGGGGCGGGGGGUGAGGAUGAGCAGAUUCUCAAGCACCGUCUGAGGAUGCAUGCAAUGGCUAUUCCCGACAUCGUCGAAGGGGCCGUCGGAGGGUGUGAGUCCCCUGGUCCGCGUACUCGGGAGAGGGGAGAUGGUGGUCCCAGUCCGUCUGGGGGCGUUUCUAGAGUGAGUGAUGCGGUGCACUCCCAAGAACGAAGUGCUCCCUCUCAUAUGUCACCAGUUGGGCAGGAGAGUCAUGGUCAUUCUCAAAUUACGACCCCGGCCGGUGGCAGGACGCAGCAAGGAUCCGAAGUAGGAGCACCACACUCCCCGUAUGUCCUUAACCAGAUCAUCUUGGAAAACGAGCUUGGUGUCCACCCUGUGGAUCAUGUUCCUUACCAUGCAGAUGGAAGUGAUGCCGGUGGUGUGCACACUUUGCCCCAACACAAGCCUCCACGGUGUGGAUCUUUUGGCACAGCAGGUAUUGGCACACCAUCCCCCGCCACCGGGAGGUCUAGGUCACGGCAGGUGCCAUCCACAGCUGAUGCGGGGGCUCCAACACCCACAGGUGUGUCUGCGCGAUCUGGUUCGCCCUCACCAAACAACGACCCAUGGGGGGAAACAGAAACCGAGUGGCUUUGUCGGUUCCGGAACGAGGUGAAGGACAUGAUGGGUAACGAGACCGAAACGUAUGGGCGCGCCAGACUGAAAGAAGGAUUCUGGAAGAUCGUCGAGCAGCGAAUGCGAGACAAGGGAUACAACCGCAAAGACGACGAAUGCAAAAACAAGUUUAAUCAGAUCCUCGACUUCUAUAGGAGACUUAAGGCAAACGAGAGAUGGUCCGGUUAUCCGAGCUAUUGGGAUAUGAACAGCGCAAGGCGGAAGCGGUACAAUGUCGACUUCGUGCUUCGGCGUAGUUGGUACGACAUUAUCGACCCGGCUGAGAAGGACAAGGACUCCAUCAACCUGACGAACUUGCUGGAUUCAGGCGCAGACGAGGAAAGGGUUGAAGAUAACGAAGAGGCGCGCGACGCGGAUGGGGGGGAAGAUGGUGGGGGUGAGGACACAGUCCCAGGUGCGGGAGGGUCCACUGGCGGGUUGCAAGGUAUUGGUUUCGAGCCCACACUUGGCAAACGCAAAAGAUCUUCUGUGAAUGUGCGUGAAGCAAGUGUGUAGUCUGUGACAGGUGCUAUGCGUGCUCACACGGCAGCACUGACGCGUUCUGACAGGGAAUGCGCGAAGCUGCGGGGUGAG